UAAUGUUUUCAGUGAAUGGCAUUUUAGAAAAAGUGAAAAAGAGGGUUAAUAAUGAGAAGCAGUCUUUUCACAUUUAACCAACGGUGUAUAAGAACAGUUCCCCUCCAACCCCGCCCCAAAUGAUGCUGAUGCACUCAUUGUCUGAACCCGUGCCACGCCACUGUUCAUUUUCAUGGGCACUUUUUUAAAAAGAUCAAGGUAACGUAAUUGUGACGUAAAGUUUCUUGCACCUCAAUUUGAAAUGACUGUAAUUCAACCUUCACAAUUUAUCCAGACCUGUCACCACCAGUAAUCGUCUGCCCACAAGACAUUACUGUGGGAGCAUCGGCGGGUUUGCAAAACGCUUCUGUGACGUGGGUCGAACCGAAGGCUUCGGGACCGGUGUUCGUACAAAGCAAAUACGAUUCCGGGCACCUAUUCGACAUUGGACGCCACGCUGUGAUCUACACGGCUACUGAUGAAGCCGGCAACGAAGGUCAAUGCUUCUUCUAUGUCACUGUCGAGGGUGAUCCAAACACCAACCUGGCACCUGUUAUAUCAGGUUGUCCGACGAGUAGAAUACCGUCAAUGUAUAACACCAGUCUGCUGGCAACAGAGUCCCUUCCUGUCUUCUUCGAUCCGCCCAACGCCACAAACCCGGCCAACACUAGCGACAUAGAGGGGAUGUCGUCGCAAACCCCAGGAGACUUGUUCGACCACGGUUUACACCUCGUGGUUUACAUGUUCUGGAAUAGUGAUGGAUUCGAAGCCGAUUGCGUUAUUCCCAUCCAAGUUCAAGAGGUUGACUUUUGUGCAUCAGGUCCCUGUGACCCAAUACGAGAAAUUUGUCACCAAACUCCAACACAUUUCUACUGCUUUGUAAUUGAAGCUGACUUCACCAAACCAGAGAUUUUUGAAUGUCCGGAUGACAUCCACGUCUUCGUUGCACCGUGGGAGCUCUUUGUGUCAGUGAACUGGACUGCACCGACAGCUACCGAUGACUCCGGAAGAGUCAUCCUAGAAUCGUCUGAGACUUCUGGUGCUCUCUUCUCAACUCGCGGGAUACCAGUCCAUGUCACCUAUGAAGCUAAAGACAUGAACAAUAAGUCGGCCAGUUGUUCUUUCACCGUAACUGUCACGGCUGACAUCACCGGACCCACUCUAUCUUGCCCCUCGGACAUCAUGAUACCACUAAUACCCCAUUCACAGUAA
Molecule: messenger RNA, 1191 nt
Organism: Strongylocentrotus purpuratus (purple sea urchin)
Lineage: Eukaryota; Metazoa; Echinodermata; Echinoidea; Camarodonta; Strongylocentrotidae
Exons: 6
Coding region: 568-1191 (207 amino acids)
Source: RefSeq, a predicted model, not a curated record